ACCACCCGGAAAUUCCAAGGGACGGUGUGACAUUCUGAGGAAUAUGGGAGUGAAGGUUUGAGAAUGUUUUGAUGUCUGUUCGUGAAAAAAACACGGUCAGUUAACAACAUUACGUAGAAAUGACAGUCUGGAAAGCACUUGAGACUCCACAGCUUGGAGUAGCUAUCUACAACUUCCAUGGAGACGGUUCGCAUAAACUCAAACUCCAGCUUGGUGAGACUGUUCAAAUCUUAGAAGAGAGUUCAGGAUGGUUUCGAGGGUUUUCUUUGAGGAACAAAGCCGUCAAGGGUAUAUUUCCAGUGUCAUAUAUCUAUAUUAAGGAUGCCAACAAAGAAGAGUCCUCAAGUGGGAGGGUAGGUGUCUUUAAGGAAGAAGCUUUGGUUGAAGAACUGACAUCUGUCCUUAGAGAAUGGGGAGCCAUGUGGAAACAAGUCUAUUUGAAGAGAGAAGAUAGCCUUUUUCAUAAUGUGAAGGAUCUGAUGUUGGAACUAAUGGACUGGCGAAGGCAAAUCUUAGCUAAAGCACUUCCAGGGGAUCAGUUAAAACAACUGAAGCAGAGAGUUACCCAAACAAUAGAUUAUGGAAACAGGACAUUAGGUUUGGAUCUUGUUGUGCGUGAUCCUGAGGGUAACGUCAUCAAUCCUGAUUCAACAGGGGCUAUUCAACUUUACAGAAGGCAUGUCAGUACUUCAAACAGAAUAAAGACAACGUCACGAACUGAAACGCCCAAGAAAGAGGUUGCAUUUUACACAGCUUACAGUGUUUAUGCCUUCAUAAAGGCUGUUGUAUGCAAUGUCACUGAUGACUCUCAGCUGUUCCUCUCCCUUUAUGAUGCAAAAGAGGAGCACUUUAUCAGUGAACAGUACCUGGUUUCUUUGGAUAAGGCAGGAACACCAAAAGAUCAAGAGAGAUUUAACAACCUCACAGUCCUGUUUACAGACUUGGGAGCAAAGGACCUGAAACGAGAACAGGUUUACAUGGUCUGCCAGAUUGUCAGAGUUGGGCGUAUGGACAUCAGGGAGACAGAUACCAAAAGGCUCACUCACAAUUUGAGAAGACCAUUUGGUAUUGGAUUGUUGUACAUUGGAGACUUGUUCAAUGGCACUGCUCAGUACGAUGAAGAAAAGGAACAUUUCCUGAAUCUUCUUCCACUUCCUGAUAACCAGUCAUUUUCAUUCAACUCUUGGAUAAGGCGGAUGAUUUCUCAGCCACAGGAAGGGCUGAAGGGACAAGGAAUCUGUAUAUCACUGAAACUUAUUUCAGGAGAUGUCGAACAGAUACGGGAGGAGCAUCCACUCCUUGUAACAAAACAAACAGCUAUUGCACGAAAACUUGGUUUCCCUGAAGUCAUCAUGCCAGGUGAUCUUCGUAAUGACCUGUAUCUUACCUUUCACUCUGGGGAAUUUGAAAAAGGUAAAAAGACUGCAAAUAAAAAUAUCGAAGUUACAAUGCACGUUCUCUCAGAUGAUGGAACAAUUCUUCAGAAUGUGAUCUCCAUUGGUGCAGGGGAGGAACUGGUCAGUGAAUACCGUUCAGUUAUUUUCUACCAUGUUGGCAAACCUGAAUGGGUGGAGACAAUCAAGUUAGUCAUCCCAAUAGAGCAGUUCCAAACCUCACACGUCAGGAUUAUGUUCAAGCACAGAUCUGCAAAUGAUGAAAGAGACAGAGUUCAAAAGUGCUUUGCCUUUUCACACUCACGACUCAUGUACAAUGAUGGAACUACACUACAGGAUGGAAUACAUGAGCUUUUGGUCUACAAGAAUGAUCAUGGGAGGAUCCCACAUCCCAAGGCUUACCUUCAUCUUGCAUCCAAGAAAGAUGACGUUCUUCCUGCCAAGUCAAGCAAUGUUCCAUUCACAGCAACAAAUGACAAACUCAAGAUUGAAACCCUUCUCUGCUCGACCAAACUGACACAAAACGUUGAUCUUCUUGGACUACUCAAGUGGAAUUCUAUGGUUGGAAAGUUAAAACACAUCCUUGUAACUGUGAUGAAAGUCAGUGGUGAAGAAAUCGUCAAGUUCUUGACGGAUACUUUUGAUGCGCUGUUUGCAAUUUUGAUGGAGCAUGCCAACAAGUAUGACAAGCUUGUGUUUGAUGCGUUGGUUUUCACAAUCAGUUUGCUAGCCGACAAGAAGUAUCACCACUUCAGACCCGUUUUGGAUGCCUAUAUAGAGGAUCUGUUUGGAGCCACAAAAGCGGAUCACAUUCUCAUCUCAGUAUUCCUGGAGUAUAUAAAUUACGCAACAGUAGAACAGCAACUAGACAGACUUCGCAUGGAUCACCUUCUCAGGGCUAUGAAGGCCAUGGAAUACAUUUUCAAAUUCAUUGUACAGUCCAGAAUUUUGUUUGAAAGAGCGGUUGGCGACAAGGGUCAGUCCGAAUUUGAAGAGAGCUUGAGAAAACUUUUCCAGGCUUUGGUGCAGUUGAUGGCAGACGUUAAGAAUGAGACACUGCUGACUCAGGGGGCUGCCUUGAAGUACUUCCCAGCAACAUUUGUAGACUUGAUGCAAGUGUUUGAUUGCAAAGAGCUGAGUUACUAUGCGAGAGAAUUCAUUGAGAAAAUUCCAGAGAAGCGGUUAACUUCCCAGAAAAUGGACUGUAUUCACAACAUGGUGAAGACAAAGCUCUUUGAAGACCAAGAAUCCCGUUACGUUCUGCUUCCCAUGGUUGUAGAACAACUUAAAAACGAGAUGAAGAAGACGGAAGAAAUGAGGCGCUGCAUCGAUAUCUUGAACGAUAUUUUGAUCACUCUGACAAGAAAGGACGUGGGUAACACUCAUGAUGAUGUCCUGCUGUUGGCGACAUCACUGUUACGUGUUGUGGUCAAAACUGUGAUCACGAUGGAUCGCUCACUUUCUGUCGUGGGUAACUAUGUAGCGUGCUUGAUAGCCAUGCUGCAGUUGAUGGAUGAGAAACAUUAUCAGAAGUACGUGACACACUUUCCUUCAGACAAAGAUCUGCUGGAUUUUCUCAUGGAGCUCUUUCUGCUGUUUCGUGAGCUGUUAAGCAACAAUAUUUUCCCCAAAGACUGGAUGGUGAUGACCAUGGUUCAGAACAGCGUGAUCUUAGAUGCCAUUCAAUAUUUUUCCGAGGCAAUGCAGGAUCUCUUUGGAGCGGAUUCAUUUGAGUAUCAAUUGUGGAACAAUUUUUUCUAUCUGGCGGUGGCGUUUGUGACCCAGGAAUCGUUGCAGUUGGAAACUUUCAGCACCACAAAGCAAGACAAGAUAUUAGAGAAGUAUGCAGACAUGCGCAUGACUAUUGGAUUGAAGAUCAGUCAGAUGUGGCAUUUGUUAGGUGAUCACAAAAUAGAUUUCAUUCCCAACUUAGUUGGACCUUUUCUGGAGAUGACGUUGAUUCCGCACAGCGAGCUUCGUCGAGCUACAAUACCCAUUUUCUUUGACAUGAUCCAGUGCGAGUAUGCCAGCAAAGGGAAUUUUAUAUCGUUUGAAAGUGAAAUGAUCAGCAAACUGGAUGUGCUUGUUGAGGGUGGGAAAGGAGACACACAGUACAAGGAACUGUUUUAUGAGAUCUUGUCCGAGCUCUUCAACCCACUUCCGCCACAGCAGAAAGAGGAUGGCAUCAGGUUUGUUGGCCUGGUUACCAAACUCAUGGAGAGACUGCUGGACUACAGAACCGUCGUACUGGGAGAUGACAACAUUGACAAUCGAAUGAGUUGCACUGUUAAUGUCCUGAAUUUCUACAAAGAGACAUAUAAGAAAGAAGAAAUGUACGAUCGGUACGUGUACAAGUUGUGUGAUCUUCACCUCAGUGUUGAGAACUACACUGAAGCCGCCUUCACGCUUCUUAGAAGAGCAGAUGACCUCGAGUGGACUGAUGAUCCAGUUUUUUCGAGUCAAGGGAAGUAUCGCGCGACAACUCAGCGCCAGCUGAAAGAAAUGCUCUACAACAACAUUAUUGACUACUUUGACAAAGGAAAGUGCUGGGAGUACGCCAUUAAACUAUGCAAAGGUCUUGCCGUGCAGUAUGAGGAGCAGACAUUUGAUUUCAUUCAGCUCAGUCAGAUUUUGAUCAAGCAAGCCAAAUUCUAUGACAACAUCAUCAAGGUUGUCCGCGGAGAUCCUGAGUACUUCAAGGUUGCCUUUUAUGGACUUGGCUUCCCGACAUUCCUCAGGAAUAAAGUUUUCGUCUAUCGUGGCAAGGAGUACGAGAAAAUUGGCGAUUUUGUUGUUCGUCUUCAAAGUCAAUACCCUAGUGCUCAGCUUCUCAAGCUGAAGGACGUCAUUACCAAUGAAAUCAAGUUUUCUAACCAACAGUAUCUCCAAAUCAACAAAGUGGACCCAGUGCCCGUUGAGAAACGGAAAUUUCAGAGAAAGAACAUUUUGGAACAAAUAACCAAAUUCUACGAGGUCAAUAACGUGAACCAUUUCCAGUUUUCCAGGGGAGUACAGAAAGGAGAGGUUAAGAAGGAUAACGAAUUUUCGACGCUGUGGCUGGAAAGAACAACAAUUUACACCAAGUUCACAUUUCCAGGCAUUUUGUGUUGGUUUGAGGCAACAUCCAUCGAAACGGAGGAGUUAAGCCCUGUACAGAAUGCCUUAGAGACCAUGGAGUCCACCAAUAAACAGCUGCGCUCUCUUAUUGGUCGGUACAAGGUGGACCCCAACCUGAACAUCAACCCCCUGAGUAUGAAGCUGGGUGGAAUUAUUGACGCUGCUGUCAUGGGAGGAGUCAGUAAUUUUGAAAAGGCAUUUCUCACUCCUGAAUUUGUCAAACAGAAUCCUGAUUACGAGCCGUAUGUGGAGAAACUCAAAGAUUUGAUCGUUGAUCAGGUGGACAUUUUAGAAGAAGGAAUGUCUCUACACGGUAAUCGUGUCUCCGCUGCUCUGAAACCUUUCCAUGAAAAUCUGGAGAAGCGCUUUAAGGAAAUGAAGAUCAAGACUGCUCCCUUUAAGAAGGCUCGUGCCAGUUCUUCGGGUAAUCGGACUCCUGACGGGUCUCCCUUCGCCAGCCGUUCCAUGACGACGGUUCGAAGAUCAGGCCCCGACAGACCUACAACGUUUGCGCGAGACAGCCUGGAUCAGAUGCACCAGUCCUACAGCGGAUGGACCGAUUCUGUUGUUGCUAAGAAUGGUAGAAACAGUCCCCCUCCGCUUCCAGUGAAGUCCAUGACCAUGUCUGGGCCUGCUACGGGGCGUGGUCGACCCCCGAGGAGGAAAACCACUGAAGUGACAAUGUCCCACCUGGAAGAAGAGUUUCCAAGUUCAGUGAGUCCUUCUUCCGAAAUCGCCCCUGCUAAGCCGCCCAGACCAGCACCAUCAGCACUCCACUCCCAACCACAGGCGAACCAGCCUCCAGAACUGCCACAAAAGAGUAUGAAGAAAAAGUCAGGUGACGCAAAUCAGCGCUCCAGUACUGAGUCUAGUGGAUCAGACGGUACUGAGCAAGUGGAGCAGUCUCCAGCCCUUCCACCGCGUGCGUCCAUGAUGGUAAAACAGUCGCCUUUACUUCCUCCUAAGAAUCGAUGAACAUAAAGGCACAGUAAACGAAACGUCUGCCAACGGAUGGUGAUAUGAACUUGUUUUUAACUUCCUCGGCUUCUUAACUGCAUCUCUGGUUUACCUUUUAUUAUCCAAUAUGGGUAUUGGUGUGGCUAUGGUCAUCACAGUUUGCAUAUUGUAUUAAUAAUAUUAGUGUUUUUUAAUUGUUAACGUAGCUCUUUAUAUAUACAAUGUCAAUUGUUAUGUUAAAUCCUAAACGAGUGAAUUCCAUUUGAAUAUGAUAAUUUUAAGUGAUAUAUACCGAAUAAUGUUGGAAUUAAUUUUAAAGAUUUUUAUUGGUGUCACAAACAGAUGCAAAUGGUGAUUCAUAAGCAUUUUAUUAUUCCAGGCAUUUAUUUUUAAUAACAAUCAAAUUUCUAUUUUAAAAGUGGAUUACUUUAGGGCAUGGGCCAGUGUCCGCUUAAUACAGGUCAAUAGAAAAUCAACCUUAAGCAUAGAAAAUUAUAGUGAGUUGUACUGUAAAUGAAGACCUAUGUUUUGUGUUCAAAAGUAAUGCUUUUGCGUUCAGUCUAUAACCGGUAAAAAAAAAAACACACUUGUGUCAAAUACCUUGGCAUUUUUGUCUCGUGUGACCUGGAUAUUGCCCGCGCAAGAGUACAAAUUUCAUAUGAAGAAAACGUACUUUGGUGGGCAAUGCAUGCAAGAUGAAUUAAGCCUUAAGUAGCAAUGCGUUAGAUGUGUUGCAAAAUCGAUCGAUAUUUUUUUUAAUCUCAUCAUAAAAUCCUUUUUAAUAAAUCGGCAGGAAGACAGAGUUUUAUUUUCUCCGGUCAUGUAUAGUCAUUUCAAUAGUAGUAGUAUUUCUCAAAAGGAAAAUAUAAUGAAAGUAUUUUUGCACUGUGA
Orbicella faveolata is the source of this 6359-nucleotide messenger RNA. Its product is annotated as dedicator of cytokinesis protein 1-like. Gene Ontology annotation, molecular function: small GTPase binding; guanyl-nucleotide exchange factor activity. Gene Ontology annotation, biological process: small GTPase-mediated signal transduction. Gene Ontology annotation, cellular component: cytoplasm; plasma membrane. NCBI's taxonomy places the organism in Eukaryota, Metazoa, Cnidaria, Anthozoa, Scleractinia, Merulinidae. The record is from RefSeq and is a predicted model, not a curated record.